UAUGGGCCAGGACAGAAAGAUACUUCUGAUACACCUGCCCACAAAAGCAUCUAUAUAUAAUUAAAAAAGAUGAACAAAUUUGCUAAAUUGAACUUCCAUUGAUAAAGCUACCUUAAGCUCUAAUGGCGUUCCAUACCUAUCUUUUGCUUCCUCUGCUUCUAAUCCUUCCCCUACUAUUUCUCAUGAAAAUAAAAGUAAUUCAGAGAAAAAACAAUAAGAAUCUUCCACCAAGCCCACCAAAGCUUCCCAUUGUAGGCCAUUUGCACCUACUUGGUGAGCUAUCCCACCAAUCUUUAUUUAAGCUGUCCAAAAAAUAUGGCCCUGUCAUGCUUCUUCAUCUUGGUGGUAUUCCAACCGUGAUAUUAUCGUCCCCGGAGGCUGCCAAGACCGCCUUGAAAGUUCAUGAUCUAAACUGUUGCAGUAGACCUUCACCGGCCGGUCCUCGAAGACUUACGUAUAAUUUUAGGGACAUUGUUUUCGCCCCUUAUGGAGAUUACUGGAGAGAAAUGAGGAAAAUAUGUGUUCUCGAGCUGUUUAGCACGAAAAGGGUUCAAUCAUAUCGUUCUAUUAGAGAAGAAGAAGUUGAAUCUCUGAUGAAUUUCAUAACGGAAUGUUCAACGUCUUCUACUCCUGUUAAUCUUACCGAGAAGCUCUUUGCCUUGACUGCCAGUAUGAUUUUCAAAAUUGCUUUUGGGAAAAGUUUCCAAGGGAGUAAUUUUGAUAACCAUAGAUUUCAUGAAGUUAUUCAUGAAAGUGAGGCUCUGUUGGGAAGCUAUUUUGCUUCAGAGUGUUUUCCAUAUGUGGGAUGGAUUAUAGAUAGAAUCUCAGGUAUGCAUCAAAGGCUUGAAGGUAUUUUCAAGGAGUUGGAUAAUUUUUUUCAACAGGUAAUUGAUGAUCAUCAAAGUUCUGAGAGAAAAAGACAAGACCAAGAUGACAUUAUUGAUGUGCUUCUGAAGAUAGUUAAAGAGCAAUCUGGAUUUGGUGCUGCUAUGCUCACCGAAGUCAAUAUCAAAGCUGUCCUCUUGAAUGUAUUUUUGGCUGGAGUAGAUACUGGUGCAAUAACCAUGUUAUGGGCAAUGGCAGAGCUGGCUAAGAAACCAGAAUUAAUGAAGAAGGCACAAGACGAAGUUAGAAAUGUGAUUGGAGAUAAAGGAAAAGUCAGUGAAAAUGACACUGACCAACUUCAAUAUCUCAAGAUGAUAAUAAAAGAAACUUUGAGAUUGCAUCCACCAGCUCCUUUGCUAAUUCCAAGAGAAACCAUGUCCCACUUCAAGAUCAAUGGUUACGAUAUUUUUCCAAAAAUGCUAAUCCAAGUGAAUGCCUGGGCAAUUGGACGAGACCCCGAAUAUUGGGAAAAUCCAGAAGAAUUCAUCCCUGAAAGAUUCACUAAUAAUUCCAUUGAUUUCAAAGGGCAAGACUUUGAGUUCUUGCCCUUUGGAUCAGGUCGAAGGAUUUGUCCAGGGAUGCACAUGGGAACAACUACUGUGGAGCUCGGACUGGCAAAUUUGUUAUACCGGUUUGAUUGGAAAUUGCCUGAUGGAAUGAAGGAGGAAGAUUUGAAUAUGGAAGAGAAAGCUGGCAUUUCGCUUACCAUCUCAAAGAAAACUGAUCUCCAGCUUGUCCCAAUCAAGUUCUAUUAGAAAUUUAGAUUAUGUUAAUUAUAAGCUACUGUUGUUGUAUUCAUUCAAAUAUUAAUUUUAGUGGUCCGGACCUUGUGGUCCUUUGAAUAGUGAACAUGGUAAAUGUCCCACUUUAAGGUCAAAAUGCUCUUUGACAUAUCCUAUAUUUUUACGGAGUUUUCAAUAAGUGCAUCUCUCAUGGAUUUGUGACUAUUAUCUUUAUGGUAGAUA
Molecule: messenger RNA, 1850 nt
Organism: Ziziphus jujuba (common jujube)
Lineage: Eukaryota; Viridiplantae; Streptophyta; Magnoliopsida; Rosales; Rhamnaceae
Product: cytochrome P450 71B37
Exons: 2
Coding region: 123-1640 (505 amino acids)
Molecular function (GO): monooxygenase activity; heme binding; iron ion binding
Source: RefSeq, a predicted model, not a curated record